AAGGUUUCAGGCUCAGGAAAAUUUUUCACUUUAAUGACGCUGCUGGUCAGUGCUGCCACCAAGUUUGAUUCCACCUCCUGCCAGUUACUGGGACAGUUUCAUCUAAAUGGGAUGCACAUGACAGGAGAUGUGGUUCUGGGUGGGUUGUUUGAGAUCCACUUCUUUUCUGUCUUUCCUGACCUGUCUUUUACCUCAGAGCCACAACAGCCUACCUGCCACAGUUUUGAUGUUCUAGGAUUCAGGCAGGCCCAGACCAUGGCCUUUGCUAUUGAUGAGAUCAACAGAAAUUCCAACCUGCUGCCAAAUGUGACUCUGGGAUACAGUCUUUAUGACAACUGCCUCUCACUAGACAUUGGAUUCCGUGCAGCAUUGUCAUUAGCCAGUGGUCAAGAGGAGCAGUUCAUAUUAGAUAAGACCUGUGCAGGAAACCCUCCGGUAGUAGGGAUUGUGGGUGAUGCUUCCUCUACACGUUCCAUUGCCAUCUCUGCUGUCUUAGGUUUGUACCGAGUACCUAUGGUGAGUUAUUUUGCCACAUGUUCAUGCCUGAGUGACCGGCAGAAGUUCCCAUCGUUUUUUCGGACGAUCCCAAGUGAUGCUUUCCAGGUGCGUGCUAUGAUUCAGAUUCUCAGGCGCUUUGGCUGGACUUGGGCAGGUCUGCUGAUCAGUGAUAAUGAUUAUGGACUCCAUGCUGCCCGAUCCUUCCAAUCUGACCUGGCUCAGUCUGGUGGAGGUUGUCUGGCCUACUUAGAGGUUUUGCCCUGGGGCAAUGAUCCAGCUGAACUAAGGAGGAUUGUGGAUGUUAUGAGGAAAUCUACAGCUCGUGUGGUCAUUGCGUUUGCACAUGAAAAUCUCAUGAUAAACCUCAUGAAAGAGGUGGUGAGGCAGAAUGUGACAGGCCUGCAGUGGAUGGCCAGUGAAGGCUGGACUGCAGCUACUGUGCUUCAGACUCCUCAGCUCAUGCCAUACCUGGGUGGCACUCUGGGCAUUGCUAUCCGUCGAGGACACAUACCAGGGUUCAGGGACUUCUUGCUACAAAUGCGGUCUGACCUACAACACAACAACAGCUAUGGAAAUAUCCUGCUUGUGUAUUACUUGGAAAAGGUCAACUUCACCACACCGUUUGGUGAUCAAGUGUCAUUUGAUGAAAAUGGUGAUGCUUUACCAAUAUAUGAUGUCAUGAACUGGUUGUGGCUCCCUGAUGGACGAACUAAAGUUCAGAAUGUAGGUGAGGUGAAAGAGUCAGCCAAAGGUGAAGAACUCACACUUGAUGAAGAUAAAAUCUUCUGGAACUUUGAAUCCAAACAGCCACCCCAGUCAGUGUGCAGUGAGAGCUGUCCUCCAGGUACCCGCAUGGCCAGAAAGAAGGGAGAGCCUGAGUGUUGUUUUGACUGCAUCCCUUGCUCUGAGGGAGAGAUCACUAAUAAGACUGACUCCAUGGAGUGCACCAGUUGUCCAGAGGAUUUCUGGUCCAGCCCUCAACGUGACCACUGUGUUUCUAAGAAAACAGAGUUCCUCUCCUAUAAUGAGCCUCUGGGUAUCUGCCUGACAGCUGCCUCAUUGUUGGGCACAUUUAUAUGUGUUGUUGUGUUGGGAAUCUUUAUCCAUCAUUGUAACACCCCUAUAGUACGCGCCAACAACUCAGAACUGAGUUUCCAGCUAUUGCUGUCUCUUAAAUUAUGUUUCCUUUGCUCACUGCUCUUUAUUGGACGUCCCAGGCUGUGGACAUGCCAACUGAGACAUGCAGCAUUUGGGAUGAGCUUUGUACUUUGUGUAUCAUGCAUCCUGGUGAAAACCAUUGUGGUUCUGGCUGUGUUCAAGGCCUCCAAGCCAGGAGGUGGAGCCCAUCUGAAGUGGUUUGGACUUUUGCAGCAGAGAGGAACAGUUCUGGUUCUUACUUCUAUUCAGGCAGCAAUCUGUACUGCUUGGCUUGUCUCUUCCUCACCAGCUCCUCAUAAAAACACUCAAUACCACAAUGACAAGAUAGUUUAUGAGUGUGUAGUUGGGUCCGCAGUUGGUUUUGGAGUGUUACUGGGCUAUAUUGGCUUACUGGCCAUCCUCAGUUGUCUGAUUGCAUUCCUUGCCAGGAAUCUUCCAGAUAGUUUCAAUGAGGCCAAACUCAUUAAUUUCAGCAUGCUGAUUUUCUGUGCAGUGUGGGUGGCCUUUGUCCCUGCUUAUGUCAGUUCACCAGGCAAAUAUGCAGAUGCAGUGGAGGUAUUUGCCAUCCUAGCCUCCAGUUUUGGCCUCUUGGUGUCACUGUUUGGUCCCAAAUGUUACAUUAUCCUGUUGAGACCAGAGAGGAACACAAAGAAAGCAAUCAUGGGUCGUGGCACUGAGUCAUAA
Molecule: messenger RNA, 2340 nt
Organism: Epinephelus moara (kelp grouper)
Lineage: Eukaryota; Metazoa; Chordata; Actinopteri; Perciformes; Serranidae
Product: extracellular calcium-sensing receptor-like
Exons: 10
Coding region: 34-2340 (768 amino acids)
Biological process (GO): G protein-coupled receptor signaling pathway
Cellular component (GO): membrane
Molecular function (GO): G protein-coupled receptor activity
Source: RefSeq, a predicted model, not a curated record